AUGGUGGGUCAAACCCAGCCUUCGGUGACGUAUAAACAAACGAAUGGGGAUAAGAACAAAAUUCCUUUCUGGUACACCGCGUUUCAUUUUGUUGAGUGGGGUUUGCUCAGGAAGGAUGAGAGGAAGGAAAAGAUUGAUGCACUGAUGCGCGCAAAGAAAUUUGGACUUGGAAAUGGCUUUCAAUCUGGAUGGACGACAUAUAAAACUUACGAUCCCGAGGAGGGAGAAGAGGAAUACAGGAACAGUAAAAUCGAAGGCGCGUUUUCUAAUGCGUAUAUACUCGCAAGUUUGCCGGAGAACGUACUUCCAAUUGAUCAACGGAACGAAAACGGAGAUAAAAAAUGGAUUAACAUUUUUCGCAAUAUGAAAACUAGAAACAUAGAUUCACAAAUAAAUAUGAUUCCUUGGGCAAACUUACCGGAAGCGUAUGCGAGUGCCGCGUGGUUCAACAAGGAUAACACUUUGGCGGCUUUCGGCCUAGGAACAGAAGAACAAAAGGUGGCGUUCAAAGAGAGGAAAAAAGAGAGAGUUGCUAAAGUUGGGCAAGCAGUUGGGCAAGCAAGAAGAGCAAAACAAGAAGAUUUGAACAAAUUGCCGGCGGGUCCGAGGAUCGUGGAUCCGAGGCUGAAAAAGGAGGAGGAGAAUGUUUAUCACGCGAUGUGUCUCCCGUUUUACUGUUCAUGCACAAACGUCUCAUGGAACAAAAACAAGACUUGUCGAAGUAUCGAUGGCGAGUUUGACGGAAAAGCAUGUAGUUACGGAGUCUACUCUGUGGUGGAUGGACGUACGGGGUGCUCAGUCUCACCUUAUGUCGAGUUGACGGAAGAAAAAGUCAAAAAUUUGGUCAACUUUAAGUGCUUGUUCAUCGAGUGCAAAUGUGAGUUAGGAGAUAACUGUCGAUGCGAGACGAUUGUGAACGGGAAGAGAGGCGGCUAUAUGAGCGAAGUUUGGUUGAAUAGAAUUACGGAAGAUCGAGUUCGAAAUUGCACGGAGGAUUCGUUGGAGACGAUGAUGAACGCCAAGUGCAAGUUCAUCGAGUGUAAGUGCAACAGAGGAAAGGAAAAAGGAGGCUGUCGAUGCACGGUACACCGAGGGGUUCUUCCGUUUGGUAGACAGAGAGGAGGUUGGGCGAGCAGUACGUGGUUUGACUCCGAGACGGAGGAACAAGUUUACUCUUUUAACAAGGAGACGUUGAAGACGAUCAUGAGCGGCAGGUGUUUAGAGAGAGAGUGCGAUAACUGUGGACGCAAAGGAUUUGCGAGUGGAAUUUAUAGACCGAGUCCUUUAACGAAAGGUAAGUUUUUUUGCAGAAGUUGCGCGGAAUUCGACGUGUUUGAAGACGAGAGGGGCUGUGGCAUUUGUUGUAGGCGUUUAUACGUGUGUAAGUUGUCGCCAGAACAAAUGAAAGACAACAUGAGAAGACACAAAAUAAAGGAGAAGUACAUGAAAAAGGUCGUAACCGCCCCGAAAACUUUGGAACGCGACGUGCACGAGUCUUGCUUUCGCAUCCUUCGAAACGACAUGAUCGAUCGAAAGGAAGAAAAGGAAAGAGAAAAGUGCAUGCGAAAAUUUGCAGGGAAAAACGGAGAAGACAUUGAGAAAAAUCUGGAUAAACUCGCUGACGAAUUUCAGAAAUUAAUCUAA
Bathycoccus prasinos is the source of this 1644-nucleotide messenger RNA. RefSeq lists its product with no specific name. Bases 1 to 1644 code for a protein of 547 amino acids. The transcript has 2 exons. Lineage: Eukaryota; Viridiplantae; Chlorophyta; Mamiellophyceae; Mamiellales; Bathycoccaceae. The record is from RefSeq and is a predicted model, not a curated record.